Anthonomus grandis grandis is the source of this 1915-nucleotide messenger RNA. RefSeq names its product putative inorganic phosphate cotransporter. The transcript has 8 exons. The record is from RefSeq and is a predicted model, not a curated record. Gene Ontology annotation, molecular function: transmembrane transporter activity. The coding region runs from base 267 to 1799 and encodes 510 amino acids. Gene Ontology annotation, biological process: monoatomic anion transport; transmembrane transport. Lineage: Eukaryota; Metazoa; Arthropoda; Insecta; Coleoptera; Curculionidae. Gene Ontology annotation, cellular component: plasma membrane.
UAGUACGCAUAAUAUAAGCAGGAAAUUGACAUAUUUGACAAAUAAUAUGAGAUAAAGCCUUUUACUGAACAUGUAAGAUACUAAAACUUAUAUUAAACGCGCUAUACUCUUAACAGAACAAGAGUAUCAGACAAUAUCAGUACUUUAAAAGUUUCCUCUCACUAAACAAGUGCAUAGAUUUUAUUAAAGCUUUUAUUAACUUAAAUACUUUUAAAAGGUUUUAUUAAAAAUAUAUUUCUAAAGUUUACUACAGUUGAGUAAUCAAUAUGGCUACAAAAAGAAAAGUAUCGAUUAUGGGCGACAGAAAUAGGGAGAAAAAAGUAUCUAUAGCUGAAUCAAAAGUCGAUUUUACAAAAAUUCAGGACUCCAAGGAAAGGGAGAUACAUAUUUUAGGUUAUGACGCAAGCAACAAAGGACCAAUGAUAGGAGCUCGUCAUAUACAAAUGCUUUUAUUAUUUGUAUGCUUAACUAUAGGAUUUGCAAUGAGAACGAAUCUUAGUGUCGCUAUUGUUGCUAUGACUGAUCCAAACUCUGCUCCUGCAGAUUGUAACGUUCCUUAUUACACCUGGAAUAACAGAAGUAUCAUCUUAUCCUCAUUUUUUUGGGGUUACGUAUGUCUUCAAGUCGCCGCCGGAUAUUUGGGAAGAAAAUAUGGACCCAAAUAUUUCCUACUGUGUACUUUUUCCAUUAAUUGUGUUGCUUUUAUGUUCAUCCCACUUGCUGCGAAAACUCUUGGAUCGACGGGAGUAAUAAUUUGUAGGAUCGUUCAAGGUUUAACCCAAGGUUUUAUGUUUCCAUCUUCACAUACUAUAUUAGGAAAAUGGGCACCUACAGAAGAACGGUCCACUAUGGGUAUUCUGGUAUAUUCAGGUGUGAGUUUUGGAUCAGUGAUAGCCUACAUAGUGGCAGGGUACAUAUCUUCUUCAUGCGCUGGUUGGCCAGCUACCUUUUAUCUUUUCGGCGGUCUCGGAAUUGGUUGGAGCAUUUUCUAUUUGAUUUUUGGACAAAAUAAUCCAGCCAGUCAUCCUUAUAUAACGCCAGAAGAAAGAAGAUAUAUCGAGGUAUCAUUAGACCAAACUGAAGACACGGAUUUUCCGGUUCCUUGGAAAGAAAUGCUGACUAGUAAACAUGUUUGGGCUAUUUUUAUCGCUAAUACUGGAGGAUCUUGGGGAUAUGCGAUGAUGAUGACGCAGAUUCCUACGUACUUAAAAAAUGUCAUGGGAUUUACUAUAGCAACCAGCGGUGUAGUCAGCGCAGUACCUUACAUCGUAGGGACAAUUACGGGCCUUAUAUUUGCUCCAUUAUGUGACUUUUUAAUUAUGAAAGGAUUUGUCUCAGUACUGAAUGCCAGGCGAAUAUUCCAACUUUUUGGUGCCUAUGGAAUGGUCAUAUGUCUACUUCUACUGGGAUACACAGACUGCACAAAAACGACAGCAGUUCUUUUACUAGCCUUAGGAAAUGCCGCAUAUUCGGCUACAUUAGUAGGAUACAGUGUAAAUCAUGUUGAUUUAUCACCCAGAUUUUCGGGAAUAUUGCAGGGAAUAAGUAACGGCACUAGUCAAGGAAUCGCUAUAUUUGCACCUGUAUUGGUACAGUUUGUUGUUACAGGAGAUCAGACAGAUGCUUCCCAGUGGAGAAUAAUAUUUUUGGUGACUGCAAUAAUAUAUUUUGUAUGUGCCACAAUUUUCGCCAUAUUCGCGUCAGCAACACGACAAAAGUGGGACGGACCUUCAACUGAAAGUAGGGCCAGAGCUGAAAGGAUUAAAAAACAGUCCGUGAUUAGCGUCACCGGAUAUUAGAAUUUAUUUAAAACUUAGUAAGCACGUUAGAUAUGUGAAUGAUCAAACUUUGUUUGGUCCAAAAUGUAUAUAAAAAUUGGUACCUUAUAGUUUUGUAUUAAAAAAAUUACUGUAUA